AUGGUUGGAAAGCAGUAUUUGGCUUUGGUUUGGGGACACGUUGGUGUUCGUACUGUCCCCUGUGAUCCGGAAACUGUACACGAAGUCCGACCUAACGUGUACCUGGUUCAAAUGGGGCUUGGUUCUAUCGACCAUCAAUGGCCUUGCGGGAGGGAGCAAAAACUGGUCGCUCCGUUCACAGAUCCUCGUUGUAGGAAUGUUCGUGAUUGUUCCACCAUCGUCGUUGUACUUGAACACGGGCGUGUUCUCGGUGAGCCCGCUAGUCGUCUGCUUUUGAUCCCCAAAACCGGUCGGAGACACCAACUUCGGGUGCACUGUGCUGCCGGCCUUGGACAUCCGAUUGUGGGCGAUUUGUCCUACUCACCAUGGCCGUUCAUUAGCCAGCAUAAUGCGCUAAAUCACGAUUCGUCUCUGGACUACCGACUGAAUCGUAUGAUGUUACACGCGUACCGUUUGAAUAUGAUCAUACGCAGUCAACGAGAAGGUGCCCUUGUUCAUCAUCAUCGGGAUCGCAAGGGAUUUUUGCACGACACCCUGGUGGAUAAGCAUCAAGUAUUGGAUUUGUGCACCGGUGAUCCGAAUUUUUUUCCCUCAGAUUCCCAUGCGUGGUCGGUGGAGACGGAAUUGCAUAGCCUUUCUCAGUGGCGCGAUACAUUCACGCUUUGA
Molecule: messenger RNA, 666 nt
Organism: Echinostoma caproni
Lineage: Eukaryota; Metazoa; Platyhelminthes; Trematoda; Plagiorchiida; Echinostomatidae
Source: the annotation of a GenBank genome assembly